AUGAUAAGAUUUCUUCCUAUGAAAAACAUUCGUUGUAUUCAUACAAGAUUCAGAAAAACAACGAUUAUAAACAAUACUUUUAAUGAUAAUAAUAACAGUAAUCAUGAACUUGUAUCAAAUGAAGACCCAAGAAUAUUAACUCCAAAAGAAACAGACCUUAUAAAUAACCUCCCCAUUUUCCAACAAAACAAUGAAGCAAUAAAAUCAAAAAUUUCAAACGGUUCAUCCUUCAAUAAGGAGAAAAAAGAUUAUAUCCGAGCUAAAAUUGAUGUCUUAAAACCAUUAUUCCCAUCAGAAUCAUAUCCAGAUCUCCUAGGUUAUAACUUACCACAUGAUUCCAUAUCUCCAUAUAUUGAUACACAAGCAUCCCUUGGAACAAAUCGAUUAUCAGUAACAAAAUUAUUAACAAAAUCAUGGUGUGAAUUAAGGACAACAUACGAUUUAUACGCAGAAUCAAGAUUGAAAGAUAUCAUACAGCCACCAAGAGAUAAAUAUCUGGAAUCAGGAUCUCAAAUACAUAACACGUUAGAAUUGGAAUUACAUCCAAAAUUAUUAGAUCUAGGGUGGGAGUUGGAACCAGAUCUUUUCGAUUCAUGGUUCGAUACUUUAAAGAAAUUCGUUUCAAUUUGGAAAAUUGGUGAAAGUAGAGAAAUUUUAACUCAUGGUUAUUUAAAUAACGAAACUUUGACUUUGCUUCUUGGGGAUCAAAUGGUUAGAGAUGAAAAUGAUGUUUUAAUUAGUGGGAUUAUUGAUCAUUUAAAAAUACGGGAUAAGAUUAGGGACAAAAACAAAGAUUCAAAUGCUCAAAGAAUGGAUUUGGAUUUGGAUUUGGAUUUGAAUACAAUGUUUAAAGAUUGUGAUAAUAUCGAUACCGUUUUGGAAACAUUGGAAAAGAAUUUCGACACAAUCAAAGAAAAUAAAGAGAUUUUAAUUAGUGAUGUUAAGACAAGAUCAACAAAUAAAAUCCCAACACAAUUCACAAUCUUAAAGGCAACAAAAUUACAAAUCAUGUACUAUAAGUUUUUCUUAGAAAACUUAGGAAUAUCAGUAGCGGCAACUUAUCACAAAUUACUAACGAAUGCAGAAAGAAGAGGUAUAGAUCCGAAUACAAGUAUUGACCCUUAUAAAUUAUUAACUUUCAUGAUAUCGACAAAUGGUAUAUUUGAUGAUGAUAUGGCAAAAUUGAGAGACGGAUUUGAUAUUGGAUUUGAAUUAUUCGAUUCUGAAUUUAAUAUGGAUUCUAGUACAGAUAUGUCAAAUGUUUUUGAUAUGUCACAUAUUCAGUUAGAUACUGAGGCUUUAAAUAUUCCACCUGAAACUAUUGAUAAAUAUAAUGAGUUUUCAACUAACUGGUCACGUCCUGUUACUUUAAAAUAUUUUGCAGCAAGGUUAGCUCAGUUUUAUUUCUAUAUUGGUCAAUUAGUUUCAAAUCAAUUAUCAGUAGAAUAUUAUCAUCGUAAUGAAAACUUCCAUAAUUUGUUGUUCAAUUACGAUGAAGAGUUUUUACAAACGAACGUCAAAGAUAGUGGAAGCUUUUGGUUUGGGAAAAGAGACAUUGAACCAAUAAGGCCAAAUGUUAAGAAUUUUAAAACUUUUUGUAAAUACUGUGACUACGCUGAUGUUUGUGCUUGGAAAUUUGAAGGUGAAGAGAAAUGUAAAGAACUCGGAUCAGAUCUUCAAAACAUAUAUGAAAAAAAAGAUGAUAUGUCAUGA
Messenger RNA from Naumovozyma dairenensis CBS 421, 1713 nucleotides. RefSeq names its product Exo5p (gene EXO5). Gene Ontology annotation, cellular component: mitochondrion; nucleus. Gene Ontology annotation, molecular function: single-stranded DNA 5'-3' DNA exonuclease activity. NCBI's taxonomy places the organism in Eukaryota, Fungi, Ascomycota, Saccharomycetes, Saccharomycetales, Saccharomycetaceae. The record is from RefSeq and is a predicted model, not a curated record. Bases 1 to 1713 code for a protein of 570 amino acids. Gene Ontology annotation, biological process: interstrand cross-link repair. The transcript has a single exon.